AUGGACGCCUCCUCCCUCCGCAUCUCCAAGUUCGAUGGAACUAACUUCCACGCCUGGAAGUUCAAGAUGCAGAUGGUGCUGGAGGAACGGGACCUAUGGGAGGUCGUCAGCGGUGAGAUCAAGGCGGAACAGUGCGAGACUCAGUUGGACCAAGCGACGUACAAGAGGAAGUCAAGAAAGGCGAUGGCAGUGAUCUGUCUAGCCAUGGAAGAUUCCCAGCUACCGUUGGUCCGGUCGGCAAGUGGUGCAUGCGACGCAUGGUCAAGGUUGGAAGACCACUUCGAGAAGAAGAGUCUUGCCAACAAGCUGUUCUUGCGCCGUCGCUUCUUCACGACAAUGAUGGAAGAAGGCGACGAUGUGCUCGAACACAUCAACAAGCUCAAGACGCUGGCGGAACAGCUAGAAGCGGUGGGGGCUCCAGUCUGCGAGGACGAUCUGGUGAUCACACUCCUCGGCAGCCUGAGUGACUCGUAUCAAUUCUUGAUCACAGCUUUGGAGUCGCGCUCAGACACUCUUAGCUGGGAGCUCGUGACGUCUCGACUGCUUCAUGAAGAAAUGAAGCGGAAGGAGCAAGGAAGUAAAGGUGAUGAAGCUUCGCAAGGUCAAGCGUUCAUCACAAGGGACAAUCAGCGCAAAGGGCGACCAGUGAAGAAGUCCUGGCCGUGCCACAAUUGCGGAAAGAUUGGUCACUGGAUGGCGGAGUGCCCCUCGCGCAUCCAAGAAAACACGGAGAGACACCGGCCACAGCGUGCUCAAGACAGCGGCGACCGCUAUCGAUCACAACGUGCAAACGUCGCUCAAGAAGAAGACUCGGGCGACUACCUCUUUUCGAUCGGUGAAACGACAUCUGCGAAAUCGAGCGACAUCUGGCUGGUCGACUCCGGGGCGACGCAGCACAUGACGUGCUCCAAGAAGUUCAUGCGGAACUACAAGGGGUUUGACGCUGUGGAUGUCCAUCUCGCGGAUGAUGGAAUCGUCCAAGCAAUCGGCAGUGGGGACAUUGUCAUGUCGAUGAAGACACCCCAAGGGAUGAAGAAAGGUGUGCUCACAAACGUGUGGCACAUCCCAAAGUUAUCCAGAAACCUGUUCUCGGUCGGCCGCUUCACCAAGGAUGUCGGCCCAGUGACGUUCACGAAGGAUGGGUGCUAUGGAGAAGCGAAAGGGACCAAGUGGAAAAUUGGUGCCCGUGAAGGUAAAGGACUGUUCAAGCUGCAAAUGACUCCAGUGGCGCCGGAACAAGCAAAUGCAGCCAAGUCGUCGGGAUGUCAAGGGGGCACCAAGUCGUACCUCUGGCACCUUCGGCUUGGCCACAUAGGUCACGAUGGACUCAAUUGCAUCGUGACGAAGAACAUUGGAAUUGGCAUCGACAUAUCUUCGGUGAAGAAGUGGGACGUGUGUGAAGGUUGUGCUCUGGGAAAACAGACUCGAGUGCGCUUCCAAUCAAACACUACAGCUCGCACCUCCAAACUCCUCGAAGUGAUUCACAGCGACGUAUGCGGACCGAUGUCGAUGGCAACUUUCAGUGGAAAACGGUACUUCGUGACAUUCAUUGAUGACAAGUCAAGAUACUGUGUCGUCUAUCUGCUCAAGAGCAAAUCUGAAGUUGCGGCGAAGUUCAUGGAAUACGCUGCGAUGGCCGAAACGCAAACCGGAAAGCGCGUGAAGUACCUUCAAAGCGACAAUGGGGGUGAAUACAAGUCCUGUUGA
Molecule: messenger RNA, 1707 nt
Organism: Peronospora matthiolae
Lineage: Eukaryota; Oomycota; Peronosporomycetes; Peronosporales; Peronosporaceae
Source: the annotation of a GenBank genome assembly